GAGAGCGAUGUGCAGUUUGGAGAGACGCGGCGAUGUUUUCAUCCUCACAAUCACCGGCGACGAUCAGCACCGCCUCAACCCCAAUCUAAUCGACUCAAUCCGGGCGGCGCUCGCCCGGGUCAAGUCAGAAUCGUCUCUCUCCGCCACGGCCCUCAUCACCACAGCUCAGGGAAAGUUCUUCUCCAACGGCUACGAUCUCAAUUGGGCCUUAUCCGACCCGGCCCGAAUCCGGCCGAAAAUCAUGUCGAAGAAGCUCCGUCUCUUGGUGGAGGACCUAAUUUCUCUCCCGAUGCCAACAAUCGCGGCGGUCAACGGGCACGCCUCCGCCGCCGGGUUCGUCCUCGCCCUCUGCCACGACUACCUCCUCAUGCGGAGGGACCGAGGGUUCCUCUACAUGAGCGAGCUCGACAUCGGCUACACGAUUCCCCGGUGGUUCGUGCAGGUUGUUAAAAGCAAGACGGAAUCCCCGAGGAUUUGGAGGGGAGUGGUGAUGGCGGCGGCGAAGAUCACAGCAGAGAUGGGGGUGGAGUGGGGGAUUGUGGAUUCGGCCCACGAUGGUGCUGAGGCGACGGAGGAGGCGGCGGUGAGGCUAGGGAGGGAUUUGGUGGGCAGGAAGUGGGAUGGGGAGGUGUACGCUGCAAAUCGGAGAAUCGUGUUUGCUGAGGUGUUGGCGGUGCUUGGCUCCGAUGAGUCUGUGGGAGAUUCGGGCGAUUUCGAGGUGGUUUCAAGGUUGUGAACCCACUUUAACUAUCCCCUAUUUUUUUGGGUUGUAUGUUCAGAAGUCAGAUUGAUGUGUGUAAAAUAAAAGGGCAAAUCGUGGUCAUUAAUCCUAUAUUUGAUGCUGAAAUUGUAUGAGUUGGUGAUGUAGAUAUCAGUAGGAUCAUCAAUAUCAGCUGAUAAUGAUUUAGUUGUUGUCAGUUUCUAAUUUUAGUAAUGAAAUGUUCCAAUAUUGUUCUUCAA
This is a messenger RNA of Salvia splendens (bonfire salvia), 960 nucleotides long. RefSeq names its product delta(3), delta(2)-enoyl CoA isomerase 1 (gene ECI1). Gene Ontology annotation, cellular component: peroxisome. Gene Ontology annotation, molecular function: delta(3)-delta(2)-enoyl-CoA isomerase activity. Gene Ontology annotation, biological process: fatty acid beta-oxidation. The transcript has a single exon. The coding region runs from base 8 to 736 and encodes 242 amino acids. NCBI's taxonomy places the organism in Eukaryota, Viridiplantae, Streptophyta, Magnoliopsida, Lamiales, Lamiaceae. The record is from RefSeq and is a predicted model, not a curated record.